AUGUCUCGUCCAGAAGAUACUCUGUUCGUUCCCCUCCACCCCGCACCAAUAAUUUCAGGAAUCCCCAGCUACCUACCAAUAACCUCACUAACACCUCCUAUCAGACCCCCAGACCUCCACUACAAUGACACCGAAGCACGCAAAUACACAACCUCCUCACGAAUCCAAAACAUCCAAGCCUCCAUGACCCACCGCGCCCUCGAACUCCUCUCCCUAGACUCCCCCUCCCUAAUCCUCGAUAUCGGCUGCGGUUCCGGCCUCUCUGGCGAAAUCCUCUCUUCAAUACCACCGCCUACUGGCCCACACAUGUGGGUAGGAAUGGACAUUGCCGCGUCCAUGUUAGACAUCGCGCUCCAGCGAGACGUAGAAGGAGACCUCAUGUUAGCGGAUAUCGGACAAGGCGUACCUUUUCGAGCUGGAAGUUUCGACGCCGCUGUCAGUAUUAGCGCUAUCCAAUGGCUCUGCAACGCCGAGAGUUCAGAAGUCAGCAGUACUGGACGACUAACGCGGUUCUUCAACGGGUUGUAUGCGAGUUUGAAGAGGGGAGGACGGGCGGUAUGUCAGUUUUAUCCGAAGAAUGAUUUGCAGCGGACGAUGAUUAGUGGUGCGGCGAUUAAAGCUGGGUUUGGCGCGGGUAUUUUGGAGGAUGAUCCGGGGACUAAGAAUGCGAAGUUGUAUCUUGUUUUGACGGUGGGAGGGUCGACGGAGGAGGGCGCGGGUGGGGAUAUUACGGGCGUGGUGAGGGGCAUGGAGGAUGUGGAUGUGGUGGAUGCGAGGAGGAAACAUAAGGAGAAGGGGAGGAAGGAUGUUAAGAAGGGUAGUAAGGCUUGGAUUAUGAAUAAGAAGGAGCAGAUGGAGAGGAAGGGGAAGGUGGUUAAGAAUUCUUCGAAGUAUACGGGGAGGAAGAGGAAGAUUCAAUUUUAA
Molecule: messenger RNA, 924 nt
Organism: Glarea lozoyensis ATCC 20868
Lineage: Eukaryota; Fungi; Ascomycota; Leotiomycetes; Helotiales; Helotiaceae
Product: S-adenosyl-L-methionine-dependent methyltransferase
Exons: 1
Coding region: 1-924 (307 amino acids)
Biological process (GO): rRNA (guanine-N7)-methylation
Cellular component (GO): nucleolus
Molecular function (GO): rRNA (guanine) methyltransferase activity
Source: RefSeq, a predicted model, not a curated record